CCAGUGACCACCCAGCUACGAAGAAUUUAUAGUACGGUGUGGCAGUCGCACUAUACUUAAAAAUCGUUAACCCUUCUGCGAAGGGUUGAUCAGAUACGCCCAUCUCCACAACCCUCCACGCCUCCGAGGAACAUGGCCCAGCAACGUUUAGAUGGCCUGCAACGAGCUGAACAUGAAUUCGGUCCACUUCUAUCCCCAAUCACAGCAUCGUCGGGAAAAUGGAACGACUACGUCGCUCACCGUACAUCCACAGCGAAAUCCGAGGAAUACGAAGCCUUGAAUCCGGAGGGUGACGGUGACGACGAGGACGACUAUGAUGACGACAUCUAUAGCACUUUUGGUGGAACGAACCCUCGUAUCUUGCACAGGGCAAUCCAUGACCGCGUGGGCGAGCUAGAGGGCGAAAUCGGAGUGCCCAGAGGGACGUUCCAGAAGGGUAUCUUCCUGCUCGACUCGACUAUCAAGAUAGAUGAUGGAUCGCUCACUCGACCCGAAAACGGGACAGUGAGAACCCGCAUCUACUCACCGGGCACCCCUUCGUACAUCGACGUCGACCUCCGCUACAACAGUUUUUCCCGUUCCUAUAAACACGAAUGGUGGUACUCGUUGGGUUUCCACGUCGUCAACGAUCCAAAGCCCCCUCGUCCAGGCCGAGAGCAGGCUGACGACAACUUCGGCUUCGGCGACGAUGACUUCGACCCUAGCGUCGGCAUGGUCUUUCAGCCCGGAUUCUCGCGCGACCAUACCUCCAACGACUGGUUCCCGUUCUCCUGGGGCGAGUACGAUGGCUUUGGUAUCAACGGUCUAGACGGACCGAGGUGGAAGAAGAUCGACGUCGCGUUCCGGCGCAUGCUCGUUUUGACGACGAGCUUGAUCCUGGCCUGCGUCGGCAUCGGAUACCAGAUCGCGUGCGCGGAUAGUGAGAGGGACUUUGCUCCCCACGAGAGCGGCCGAUGGAAGCUUCAGUGGAUGCUAGAAGGUCUGGCUGGUAAUUGGGUCGCUCGUGGGAUAAGGGGUGCUUGCGGGUUCCAGUUGUCUCGCGACUCGGAGGACGCGGACAAGCUGAAGAGAGUCCGGAAGGAGGAGGCGAGUGUUGCCAAUGGCGGUGAUGACGACCCGAACAUGCCAGAUGAAGUGUACAUGCGCGCCUAUGCGCGCCGAUGGUAAAGAUACGUACAGCGUUCGUGAUGAAGAGCGUUUUGAGUGCUAGAAUGAGCAAAUCGGCAAGUUUGAAGUGCUGGUGCAUUUACACAUUCGACAGAGAUCGAAUGCAACAUUCAGUUAUGUCAAAAUUGGGAGCUAUUUCUUCUCCCGGAAGCUAACAUGCGGACAACCUGCAAUGCGCAGGACAGAAUAAGCUUCAGAAGUGGAUGGCCGAGGG
This is a messenger RNA of Coniophora puteana RWD-64-598 SS2, 1381 nucleotides long. RefSeq lists its product as uncharacterized. The transcript has 3 exons. The coding region runs from base 133 to 1167 and encodes 344 amino acids. The record is from RefSeq and is a predicted model, not a curated record. NCBI's taxonomy places the organism in Eukaryota, Fungi, Basidiomycota, Agaricomycetes, Boletales, Coniophoraceae.